UCGUAAUUUCAUAUUCAAAGGAAACGCAACAACAUUUCCUAAUUAGCUCAAGAUUUUUAAAUUGUACAUUUAUACCAGAUACAUCAAAAAAAAUUGGAGAUAUAUAACUUGUGAACAUCGGUUUCUUGUAACCCAAGUUAUAACCACCACGAUAUGUUCUUUGAGUAUCCGUAACCUUAAAAUCCUCACUCCGUCACUAUUUUCGUCCAUAAAUCAACCAGCCAUGCCAUGACAUAGGCACUACCUAGAAAUGUUUAUCUUCUUGACCUGUCAGUUUUGUAAUUAAAGACUAAACAUUUUUCCAUCUCAAUCCAAAUCCAUUCUCCAAAAUCUAAUCCAUGCAACAAUCAAUUACGUAUUCUUUUGUCUUACCCCCCUUGUCUCUCUCUCUUCCAUCACCUUUUCGACUUCUUGAAGAGGCACACCCCAAAUAAGGCAAUAACCCCUAACUCUCUAACUAAGCAUUCGAUUAGCCUCCCGAUGACUUUUGUAUUCAUAGACGGACCUAAGAUUUAAAUUUAAUGGGUUUAAACUUGCACUGGCUAAGCAUUUGAUUAGCCUCCAGCCUGUAGUUGUAUCACGUGCCAUUCUCGUGCUAAACCAUUCUUCACGAAACAUUAAACCCGUUCAAUCAAAGUAGCAUCUACGUGAAUAAUCUUGAACAAAAAUGUAUUCUGGUUUUAGCAGAAGGAAGCGAGUGACUGACCCGUUAGAUGAAAAGGUGAAGGCUCAGAUCAUUGGCCGUGAUAAAUAUGAACUCGGUUACUUUAGCAGCGGAAGUGAACACAGCGCUCACGCCGAUCCUGCCGAUGAUGUCGCUUCUCCUAGUUUCUCCGAUCUCGUUUUCGGUUAUCCUAAAUACAAUGGCCAAAACGAGUCACCGGGAAAUGAUUCAGAUUCUGAUACCGACGUAUCAAUGUAUGAAUCAACGGACACGAUUGAAGAUACUCCGAAGCAUAUUUUCCAAAGGGAUCUCGAUUUGUACCGUAAUGUAUUGGCGUCUUGUAUUGCUAAGGCAUUGGUAGUGUUUUCAUGUGCAAAAUCGAAUAAAUCGAUACUCCAGAGGAAUGUAAUGGCAUAUUUGAGAAAUUUUGGUUACAAUGCGGCAGUUUGCAAGACAAAAUGGGAGAGUUCCGGUGGACUUGCAGCCGGAAACUACGAGUUUAUUGAUAUUAUCAGAUUAGAUUCCACUAAUCGGAUCAUAACUCGUUACUUCGUCGAUCUCGAUAUCGCAGCUGAGUUCGAAAUCGCGAGGCCGACGACUCAGUAUGAAAAAUUACUACAGUCAUUGCCGAAGGUUUUUGUUGGCAAAAGUGAAGAAUUGAAGCAGAUAUUGAGAGUAAUGAGCGACGCGGCGAGACGGUCGCUGAAAAGCAGAGGCCUUCACAUUCCUCCGUGGAGAAAACACCGGUUCAUGCAGAACAAAUGGCUCGGUUCGUACAAACGGACAACUAAUAUCAUGCCGUCGGCAAACUCGCCGGCGUGGUUAUCACCGUCAAAGGAUUCAAAUGGAAUCAAGUGCAGGACCGUCGGGUUUCACGCUGCCGCCGUGAACGGCUGUCUGUUGUUUCCAGCCGCGACAACCCGUACUAGAUGAGAUAACUGCAAUUAAUCAAAUCUUUGAAUAACUUAUUAAUAGUAUUGCUUAUUGUUUGUUUCAUUUCAUAUUACUUGUAUUUGAUUAGACUUGGAAUUUAUUAACAAGAUUAUUUGAUUUGUACUUUGUAGUUUAUAGUGACAGAACUGUUCUGAAUGAAAAUGUAAAACUACUAAUUGAAAAUUCAUUCGAUAGGAGAUAAUUUUAUCCAUGAUCAUUGAACUUU
Messenger RNA from Nicotiana attenuata, 1823 nucleotides. RefSeq lists its product as uncharacterized. The transcript has 2 exons. The coding region runs from base 668 to 1597 and encodes 309 amino acids. The record is from RefSeq and is a predicted model, not a curated record. Lineage: Eukaryota; Viridiplantae; Streptophyta; Magnoliopsida; Solanales; Solanaceae.